Molecule: messenger RNA, 1017 nt
Organism: Meloidogyne enterolobii
Lineage: Eukaryota; Metazoa; Nematoda; Chromadorea; Rhabditida; Meloidogynidae
Source: the annotation of a GenBank genome assembly
AUGGAACCUCCACGUUUUCAAAUAAACCAGAAAAUCCCUCGUGGUCCGCCUUCUCCUCCUGCUCCAGUGUUGCAUUCACCUCCUAGAAAGGUCACCGCUAAAGAACAGGCUGACUGGAAAAUUCCUCCAUGCGUCUCAAAUUGGAAAAAUCCAAAAGGUUACACUGUCGCUUUGGACAAACGUUUGGCUGCUGAUGGACGCGGAUUACAACAAGUUCACAUUAAUGAAGGCUUUGCUAAAUUUGCUGAGGCCCUUUCAAUUGCUGAACGGAAAGCGAGAGAAUCAGUCGAAACUAGGGCUCAGAUGGAACGACUAAUUGCCCAAAACAAGAAGACUGAACAAGAAAAGAGAAUGAGAGAAAUGGCACAAAGUGCCAGAAUUCAACGUUCUCAAGCUCUACGAAAAGCUGAAGCUGAUGAAGAUCAAAAAUUAAUGGAAGAGGCAAAGGAAAGGGAAGCCAUUCGACGUGAUAGGGUUGAAGAUCACCGAAAAGAGAGGAAUAUUGCCCGUAGUAGACCUGACAAAUUGGAAAAGUUGAAACGGGAUAAGGAUCGUGAUAUUUCCGAAAAAAUUGCACUUGGCCUUCCUGAUUCACGUGCGCGCACGACUACCGGUACACAGUUUGACUCUCGUCUUUUUAAUCAAAACGCGGGACUUGACAGUGGUGGUAUUGAUGACGAGACUUACACAGCUUAUGACAAACCUUGGCGUCCACAAGAUAAUGUUCAACAACAUAUUUAUCGACCAAGAAAAGAUGUUGAUAGUGGUAUUUAUGGAGCUGAUUUGGACAAAAUAAUCAAUACAAGUCGUUUUGUACCAGACAAAGGAUUUUCUGGAACUGAAGGGGUUGAUAAAAGAGCAAGUGGACCUGUUCAGUUUAAACGGGAAGAGGAAGAUAUUUUCGGAUUGGGUGAAUUAUUGCAAACAAGUUCAACUUCAAAAUUUUCAUCAGCAUCUAAAAGGAAGUUGUCAGACGAGGGGGAUGGGAAAGAAAAUGUUAAAAGAAGUCGAAAAUGA